Ctenocephalides felis (cat flea) is the source of this 3955-nucleotide messenger RNA. RefSeq lists its product as uncharacterized. The record is from RefSeq and is a predicted model, not a curated record. Gene Ontology annotation, biological process: negative regulation of translation. Gene Ontology annotation, molecular function: mRNA binding. Gene Ontology annotation, cellular component: nucleus; cytoplasm. NCBI's taxonomy places the organism in Eukaryota, Metazoa, Arthropoda, Insecta, Siphonaptera, Pulicidae.
AUGUCUGAGGAUAAUGACCGAAAGCUGAAGGAUAAAGAAGAGCUGUCAUUUGGUGUGCUUAAAUAUGUGUUUAUUUUUCUUGCGCAAUUCCAAACCAUUUUGAAGGUGACGAUGUUUGUACAGCGACGACCUUCCAAGAGCGCCAAGAGCAGUUGUUCUUCGUUGGGGAUGGGAGAGGCUUCAGACUUCGAGGAUCCUAGCAUUUUGAUUCGUGGCCCCGCCAGCCCUAUGAGACUAAGAUACUAAGAGGAACUGCUAGCUUUGAGAUCGCUUCCACUUUCUAAGAUAAAACCCGCCUGUCUCGACGUGGCUCGCUCAAAUAGUCGAGGAUGCUGGGACCCUGACCGUUGGCAUUCCGAUAAGAAAUACAAUGAAGCAGUCAUCGAAGACGAACGUAUUAGAGAUGUCGCGUUGGACCCUCACAAAAGACGCUCAGACCCCCGUGAACGUAUCCGCAAGGAGCAAGAUGGUAUUGUUUUGUCGCCUCAGAGACGUUCUUUUAAUACUGGAUGUUACAUGCCUACUGUAAUAACAGCUACGUGUGGUGCAGGAGCUGGUGGAGGCGCUAACGACAUGCAGCUUAGCGGAAAAGACUCGGCGGGCGUGGUACCCAAUUCCGUCGUAGGUGGCAGACGUAUAGGUAGUGGCCGAAUCUUGACAAGAGAUUCUUGGGAUUUCCGACCUGAUAAGCCGGGACCUGCAGGUGAUGCAUCCCCUGGUGGUCCUGGAGGGCUAAUGGAUGACGGUUAUAGCUUUAGACCUGGCGGAACAUUUAGAGAUCGGGAAGACAGGUAUGAGAGGCGUUCAUUCUCCCGCGAUUAUGACAAAGAUCCAACAACGAGAUCAAUGCGAGAUGGAGGUCGAGACCUCGAGCGACUCUCUUCCGGCGGAGGCUCAAGAUCCAUGAGUGGGAGUGGAAUGGGUCCUGGCUCACGAUAUUCUAAUGGUAAUGGACCGCCAGAUAGGGCCCGAGGAGGCGGCAACAGUAAUGGGCGAUCAAAUAGUGGCGGCGGCCACUACAUGUCAUACAUGUCAGGAGGAAAGUGCGAACCCGAAGAGCCAGAAUGGUUUAGUGGAGGCCCGACUUCUCAGCAUGACACUAUUGAACUGCGCGGUUUUGAAGACAUACCUGAAGAGAAGUCUUCUGCCCUCGGCAAGAAGCAGCGUUCAACGCAGCAGAAAAAAGUUGGCAAGAAGAGUGGCUCAGAUAAAAAUACUGAUGGCAGUAUUUCCAAGAAAGACAAUGACCUCAACAGUUCUAGGGACAAAAAUAAGUCAAAUCUUGAAUCUAGAGAAGGAGAUCAAGAAACUACUGGUGAAAAGUCUCCAAAAAGAAGGAGCACGUCCACACCAGUGGACAAUGACAAAGAAUAUAAUAAGGAGAAUUGUAAAUCUCCAAUUCCUGUGGCUUUACAAAAUGACAGCUCAAUAAUUGACGCAAGUCUUUCUGAAAAACAGUCUCAGAUUACUAAUGAUGCAUCUGCCCCAGGAUUUAUUCUUGAUGACUUUUUAAAUCUAGACAGCAUUCCUGCAGCACUACUUAGUAAUGGUACCUCUAACGAGACGGCUGGUUCUCGAUUCUCACAGUUCUUUAGAAGGGAAAGUCCUGUUUUGAAUAGGAUGGAUAGUCGUAGAUCUUCACUUCAUGAAGAGUUAUCUUCUAUGCUUACUGGUAAGAGAUACAGUUUUAAAUAUUUAUAAUUUAAAUACUGUUUUGAUCUGUUUAAAUUUCCUGCAGACUCCAACAAAUAUUUUACUCCGAUAAGUCCUGCCGGAAACUCAUCUAUUAAUAGUCAACCAUCUGCCACUGUCCAUAAUAGCAAUCUCUUAGAGAUGCUCCAAAGAGCCAGAGUAGACCCGAAUACCAGUGACAGUAGUACUGCUGGUGGAAAGAUUCAUAAUGUAGAGGAGCUUGAAGCUCGUAUGAGACAUGGUGAGGGUUAUGGGGGGUCUUCUGAAAAGAGUGGUGGAAGCAACAGUAAACCUGAAGAGGUAGCUGCUUUUCAGAAGUUGCUUUCGCAAGUAUCUUCGAAUCAACAACAGUCUCCGCAAGUUUUGGGUGCCACUCAGGGUCCACAAGGAAGACCUAUGCCAAAGUCUCAACAACAGCCUAUGAGUAUUCUGGAGAUGCUGAAUAAAUCUCAGCAGGCUGAUGAAAAUGCAGCACGCAACAUGGCAAAUGUAGCUGCUGGAUUAAACAUUAAUCAUCAGAUGGGGGCAACAGGAGCCUUUGGUUCACCAGGAAUUCAUCCUACCCCAAAUGUACACCAACCUGCUCCACAGGUACCCCCAGAACUUGUCAUGAAGUUGUUGCAGGUUCAACAACUACAGCGACAACAACAACAGCAACAGCUCUCUCAAUUAAUUGCGAACUCGGGGCAUAAUUAUUCUAAGCAAAAUUUGGCCGGAGGUUCUCCAUUGCCAUCAAACACUUUGAAUCCUGAUUUGCAGUCCAUGUUUGGGGCUACAAAUAUGCAACAACAGCAGUACGCUAGGGAAAUACUCCAGAGACCGGAAGCCCAAGCAAUUAUUCAGGGCCUCAAACAUAAUAAGAUAACUGUGCAGCAUUUGUUGCAACAAUUAAACAAUCCUGCAAUUCAGCAGAGACAUCGCGAAAUGCUUAUUGCAAUCUUGAAAACCCAUGGCAAUAUAACGAGCCCUCGAAACAUCAGCCCUGUGGGACCACCAGCCAACUCUGAUCUUAUGCAGCACAUGAUGCUCGGGGCUCAACAGCAGUUGCGAGUUUCGCCUUUGCCCAAUGCAUAUUGUGUAUCCCCGAUUUUGGCAACUAGUCCUAAUACUUUAUCAGUGCACCAUCCAGUGAUUCCUCCUCGAAUGCCUUCUCCAAUGGAACUUCAAGCGCAUACUCGAAAUAUUCUGCAAGGUGCUCUAAUCAAGAAAAAAUUGGAAGAGCAAUCUGAGAACUUCCGCAAACGGCAAGAGAUGCAGAGGUCUCAUUCUCCUAAUGCCAACAACUCUGUUAUUUCGCAGAAUUCUAACAAUUCUGCCGCCAAUAGUUCGCCAGCCAAGCAUGUAGGAUCACCAACACCUUUGGCUUUUACUCCGACUUCUGUAUUAAGAAAGAUGACGGCUGAAAAGGAACCUGAUUCAAUGGUCAAGAAUAAUGCUGCAGGUGAUGCGACUGCCAAUGGUAAUCUUAAGGAUAAAAAUUUAGUUUCAAGUCCGGCUCUUAAUGCCAGGCAAAAUCAUAGUCAAAACCGGCCAGUAGCAGGUGCCAAUUGGAAUAUGGGCAAGCAACCUCAAGGUCGACCCAUUGUGAAAGGGAAUGGAGGUAUGUCGAUGAUUAACCAACAACAUUCUCAAAUACAAUAUGCUGCAAAUUUGGAGUUGCAAAUGCAGAACCAAUAUGCCAAUAUGCAAGCUCGAAAUAAAUUAAAUUUUGGCCAAAGUCACAACAACAUGACAUCUGCAUAUCCAAAUAUGCAACAGUACAAUAACUCUGUCCAGCAGAAUAAUACACCUGCUUUUGGACAAACUUACAACAAUACCAUGAACAGAGUUCAUGCCCAACAGCAGCAUUUACAGCGUACCAACUAUCAGCAUCAGCAGAUGCUGAACACCUCUAUGAUUAAUACUGGUUUGAUGGGUUUUAACCAAAGGGAUGGAGCCCUCUCUCCAACUAGCAAUCAGUUAGCUCGCUGGUUCAGUCCUGAACUGCUAGCGCAGGCUUCUGCUGGAAAAUUACCCCCAGUCAAUCUGGCGCAAAAUGCUCUGUCGCUUGAGGAACUUGAGCGCAUACAGCAGUCCUCAACCACAGUGCAUAACUAGUCAAGAACAAGAUAAACAUAGAGAGAUUUUGUUUAUCUAUUCAAUAACUCAUUUUCUUCUCUGUUUAAGUAUUAUUAUGAAUCAACAAACAUUUAUUUUCGACGUCUGGUAAAGAUGAAAUGGUUUUUUAACCAUCGUUACAUAUUAAAUAUAUAACAAAUUAUAU